Onychomys torridus (southern grasshopper mouse) is the source of this 3279-nucleotide messenger RNA. RefSeq names its product activating transcription factor 6 (gene Atf6). Bases 1 to 2235 code for a protein of 744 amino acids. The record is from RefSeq and is a predicted model, not a curated record. NCBI's taxonomy places the organism in Eukaryota, Metazoa, Chordata, Mammalia, Rodentia, Cricetidae. Gene Ontology annotation, cellular component: nucleus. The transcript is spliced from 17 exons. Gene Ontology annotation, molecular function: DNA-binding transcription factor activity, RNA polymerase II-specific; RNA polymerase II cis-regulatory region sequence-specific DNA binding. Gene Ontology annotation, biological process: regulation of transcription by RNA polymerase II; endoplasmic reticulum unfolded protein response.
AUGUAUAGCUGCGCCAGCCCACCCUCUCGCUGCCGGGAAGAAGCCUGUUGGGGGAUGGCCCCCACCCGCCGCCCAGGGAGCCUAUGGGUGCGCUGGGCUGUGGGUGAAUAUGUUGAUAGUUUGCCUCCGCUCGGCCACCGUCCGUCGGCGCUCAGCUUAGUUUUGUCCGCCGGCCGCCGCCGUUUCGGAUUACUCACCGAUCCGAGUUGUGAGGGAGAGGUAUCUGUUUCGGGGAAGCCAGCUGGUGUGGCCGGCACCAUGGAGGCGCCUUUUAGUCCGGGAUUUCCUCGCGGUCCAGAGGAAGACUGGGAGUCCACGUUGUUUGCUGAGCUUGGCUAUUUCACAGAUACCGAUGAGGUGCAGUUCGAUGCAGCACAUGAAACUUUCGAAAAUAAUUUUGAUCAUCUUAAUUUUGAUUUGGAUUUGAUGCCUUGGGAAUCAGACAUUUGGAACUCCAGCAGUCACUUCUGCUCAGUUAAAGACAUUAAGGCAGAACCCCAGCCUCUUUCUCCAGCUUCCUCAAGUUGUUCAGUCUCAUCUCCUCGGUCCGUAGACUCCUGUUCUUCAACUCAGCACGUUCCUGAGGAGUUGGAUUUGUCUUCCAGCUCCCAGUCUCCCCUUUCCUUAUAUGGUGAAAGCUGUCACAGCCCCUCCUCAGUAGAGCCACUGAAGGAAGACAAGCCCGUCAUCAGUCCUGGGAACAAAGCUGAACAUGGACUGACUCCAAAGAAAAAAAAUCAGAUGAAUUCAAAACCUUCAGUUCAGCCCAAGCCUUUACUACUUCCAGCAGCACCCAAGACUCAAACAAAUGCCAGUGUUCCAGCAAAAGCCAUCAUUAUUCAGACACUACCAGCCCUUAUGCCACUGGCAAAGCAGCAGUCAAUUAUCAGUAUACAGCCAGCACCCACUAAAGGUCAGACUGUUCUGCUCUCUCAGCCUGCCGUGGUUCAACUUCAGGCCCCUGGAGUGCUGCCUUCUGCUCAGCCAGUUCUUGCUGUCCCCGGAGGAGCCACCCAGCUCCCUAACCAUGUGGUGAAUGUGGUGCCAGCCCCUGUGGUGAAUAGUUCAGUGAAUGGAAAACUCUCCGUGACUAAACCUGUCCUACAGAGUACCACAAGAAGUAUGGGUUCAGAUAUUGCUGUGCUGAGGAGACAGCAGCGGAUGAUAAAGAACCGUGAGUCUGCCUGUCAGUCCCGCAAGAAGAAGAAGGAGUACAUGCUGGGACUGGAGGCCAGGUUGAAGGCUGCCCUCUCGGAGAACGAGCAGCUGAAGAAGGAGAACGGCUCCCUGAAGCGGCAGCUUGAUGAGGUGGUGUCAGAGAACCAGAGGCUUAAAGUCCCGAGUCCAAAGAGAAGAGCUGUCUGUGUGAUGAUUGUCCUGGCAUUUAUAAUGCUGAACUAUGGGCCCAUGAGCAUGCUGGAACAGGAUUCCAGGAGAGUGAAGCCCAGCGUGAACCCUGCAAAUCAAAGGAGGCAUCUUUUAGAAUUUUCCACUAAAGAAGUAGAAGACACAUCAGAUGGUAUCAACCAGAAGAACAGCUACAGAUAUGAUCCUUCUGUUUCAAAUGACAAAGCCUUAAUGGUGCUCACUGAAGAACCACUACUUUAUAUUCCUCCACCUCCCUGUCAGCCCCUGAUCAAUACAACCGAGUCUCUCAGGUUGAACCAUGAGCUUCGAGGCUGGGUUCACAGACACGAAGUGGAAAGGACCAAAUCAAGAAGAAUGACAAAUAACCAGCAGAAAACCCGGAUUCUCCAGGGUGCUCUGGAACAGGGCUCAAAUUCUCAGCUGAUGGCUGUCCAGUACACAGAAACCACUAGCAUCAGUAGAAAUUCUGGGAAUGAACUGCAAGUGUAUUAUGCUUCCCCGGGAAGUUACCAAGGCUUCUUUGAAGCCAUCCGCAGAAGGGGAGACACUUUUUACGUCGUAUCAUUUCGAAGGGAUCACUUGCUAUUACCAGCUACCACCCAUAACAAGACCUCAAGACCAAAAAUGUCAAUUGUAUUACCAGCAAUAAACAUAAAUGAUAAUGUGAUCAAUGGGCAGGACUAUGAAGUGAUGAUGCAGAUUGACUGUCAGGUGAUGGACACCAGGAUCCUCCACAUCAAAAGCUCCUCUGUUCCUCCUUAUCUCCGAGAUCAUCAGAGGAACCAAACCAACACCUUCUUUGGUUCCCCUCCAACAGCCACGGAGACGACCCAUGUUGUCAGCACCAUCCCUGAGUCAUUACAGUAGUCCCCGGGGCUGCACUGGAGAGCAAGGGGUGGGCCUGGCCAAACUGAAGGGCCGGUGAGCAGUGCUGCCCUCUGCUCCUUGGCAAGUGGAGAACUGCCUCGUGCUGUGUCUCAGGGAAAGAGAACAAGCCGCUGAUUUUCACCUCCUACCCGCCUGUGCGGAACCAUGCUGGAGAGCCUUCCUUGUAGCGGCGCAGCCCGUGUGGAAAUGUUGCCCGGUGUUGGUUACUCUGUCGAGUCUCUUCACUACUUUUCCUAUUGGGUGUGUCUUGUUCUUAGUCACCUCCCUUCAGAUAAGGCCCACUUCCUCUUUUGUCCACUGCACUUCCUGGCCCAGGAAAGCGAUUUUUCUUUAAGGCUUUAGAACACAUGCUCAUGUGGUCCCCACCAAUUGGCUUUCUCUCUCCUUUAAUUCAAACCCAUUCUGAAUCUCAUACUUGAGGAAACACAUUUCAAAAAUCUAAACAGCCAAAAACAUCCCACAGAGAGUCAAAAUAGUUUGGGGUUGGGGGUAAGGGAUCAUCCCCAGUUGGUAAAGUUUAUUUUUACUUGUGAUUUGUGGUUCAGCCCUGAACAAAUAACUGUUGUGGGGUCAGAGAGUGAGCCACACACCGGAGAGAAGGGGAGGGAAGGCCAGUCGUGGGUGUAGGAAGAGGCAGGGACUGGAUUCACACAUGUGUUAAACACUGGGUUCAGAUGGCAGCAGUGUUAGUUUAGAGCCCCAGCUGCCAACUCUGCAAUCUGCACAGAUCCUUAAGGACCUCAGGGCAAAUGCUUCCUUCUCAUCAUGUGUCCUCAGCCCAGGACACACUUCUGUGAAACCAGACUCGGCCAAGGAAUGUGGAGGAGACUUCAGGUGUAAGCAAGACUAGAGAGAUUUCCCUAGGGACUGGUAGUGCACUCAGCAAGCAUGGAUUCCCACAGAGGCCACACCACAUUACGGCAAAACUUGCACUUUCUCCAGUGGAAAGAUGGUAAAGAAAGUAGCUCUCUUACUCCAUAGUGGGAGAAAGAAAGAAAAGAAGGAAGGAAGGGAGGGAGGGAG